Messenger RNA from Andrographis paniculata, 1037 nucleotides. RefSeq lists its product as uncharacterized. The transcript is spliced from 3 exons. Lineage: Eukaryota; Viridiplantae; Streptophyta; Magnoliopsida; Lamiales; Acanthaceae. Bases 131 to 730 code for a protein of 199 amino acids. The record is from RefSeq and is a predicted model, not a curated record.
GGAACGAAUAAGACGCUUUUUAUCUCACACAAGAAGCGCUGCUCCAUCAUUUCACGCUUUCCGAUUUAAAACCACUUUCCAAAACGCCGCCGGGACUCGCCGCCGCCGCCGCCGCGAUCCAUCCCAACAUAUGGAGGGAGUAGGGGCAAGACUCGGCCGAACCUCCAACCGCUAUGGACCAAGCACCGUAUUCACUGGUCCAGUUCGUAAUUGGGAGAAAAAGUGGGUUAACAUACCGCCACCGAAUUCCGGCCACAACCACCGAGCCACCGCCACCAGAACCGACGGCUCCCCUCACCUUUUCCUCUACAAGUGGACUCCAAUCACUCCUAGCCAAACAAAGGACAGUAGCAUCAGUGAUAACAACGGCAAUGCCGACUAUAAGAAUUCCGGUAAAGACGACGACGUUGGUGCACAGGAGCCUCAGAAGAAGAAAUUCAAGUAUAUUCCGGUUAUUGUGCUUGAAGAACAAAGGGAUGAACACUCAGAGCAGAUGGAGGAUGGAGCCAAGAGAACUGAAAUUGAUCCAAGCACUGUGGAGACAACCUCCAAAAACGAAGAAUAUGAUGAAAAGCCGGACAUCAACGAGGCAGCAGCCAAAAGCAAUCCGGUGGGAUGCCAAGAUCUGAACGAGAGCACCUUGGAUUUGAGCCUGGGAAUGGGCGCACACAAUGGCGAAAAUGAAUUCGAUUCGAAAGGAGAACAAAGUAAAGAUGCUCAAUUCAAGUAAGUAAUAAUCCACCGUGUUGUUUGCUUGUUAGAUCUUGGUUUUAUGAGCUUGUAAUUACUCGAAAAGAUUCAUUGUUUCGCCUAUUUGCUCCCUGCGGUCCGUCAGUUGAGAUGAUUAUUUAGAUUCCUCAAGAAUUCUUACCACUUGCUGUAAUUUUAGGUUUUCUUACAAUGAUUCUGCUAUUUGGAGUUGUGUCAAUUUGUAUUUGUUCUGAACUUAUAAUCCCAUCUUUAGGGGAAUGAAAUCUGUUGUAUUAUAAUUGUAGAAAUUCUCAGUUGCCAAUGGUAGAUUUGAUUCACUUGAGUAA